This is a messenger RNA of Parnassius mnemosyne (clouded apollo), 2685 nucleotides long. NCBI's taxonomy places the organism in Eukaryota, Metazoa, Arthropoda, Insecta, Lepidoptera, Papilionidae. The record is from the annotation of a GenBank genome assembly.
AUGGGUCCACCUCCCGUUGUCACUGGCAUAUCACCAAAAGAAGGUCCUCCAGGAACUAGAGUAACAAUUCGUGGGGAGUUUCUAGGUAUUAGUGCAACGGAUUUAAUUGGACUCAAAAUAUGCGGCUGUGAUUGUCUCUUGUCAGCGGAAUGGAAGAGUAAGAACAAAAUAGUGGCUCGAUCAGGACCUUGCAAGGGUAGAGGUGAUAUCAUAGUUACUACAAAGUCUGGUGGAGAAGGCACUUCUACUGUGCAGUUUAGAGGAUACCAUGAAUCCGUAGGGCCUAUGAAAGAAAGUGCCGUCUGGGUAGAAGAAGCUGCACCACCAUCAGUGCCAUGGGGUCGUCGCCCCAUGUCCCCCACUGCUUAUACACCACCCGACCCGUUAGGUUUGUCCACGGAAGGUGAUGAUUGUAAGUUUCCUGAGGAGGAAUUACAUGAGCUGUUUCCUGAUGGAUCAGGAAAGCUUUCCGAUGAAAAUUUUCAACCAGGCUGGUACCUUUUGGAACACCACAGCAAUACAUCUUAUGAAGAUUUAAAAGCUGGUAUGAUUUUUCUUCAAAGAAAGGUUGAGGGCCAAAAGGAAGGUCAAUUGAGUUUUCUCAAAGCUAACACAGGGGCGGUGAUGGACCAAUUAGAUCGUUUGGUGCUUUUAAAAAACAUGUAUGAAGAAGAUCACAGGAAAAAUGGUAGAGAGCCUCUACCAAGCUUGCAAUCCGCUAUUGAAGAAUCAAUUUCAUUGGCUGAUUCCUUGUUCUCCGAGAUUUUAUCGCGGAAAGAGAACGCGGAUAACACUCGAGAGGCAUUGUCUCUACUUACGCGCCACAAGUUCCUUUUUCAACUUCCUUCGUCCAUCGACAAGAAUAUUAAAAAAAAGGAAUAUGAUUUGGUUGUUAACGAUUAUACAAGAGCGAAAAAUUUAUUUGGAAAUACUGAUGUCAAGCUCUUUCAAAAAAUAUUGGCCGAGAUAGACAAGAAAAUAGAAGAGUUAAAAGAAAAUCUGUAUAAUAGAAUGAAAACCAUGCCAAUUAAUGUUCAGGAACAAACCAAAUAUAUCAGGCUGCUGAUAAGUUUAAAUUGGGAAGGUGAUGCUGCUUGGACAGCUAUUUUAAGUCGAAAGGAUUAUUUGAUGGCACUUAUGAACAAAGUGAAAGAUCAUUUCAAACAAAAGGAGGAGCAAGAGUCAAAUGAAAAAGGGCGUCGCAGGGCGCGCGAGUGCGACUGGGGCGCGUGGCGCGCGGCGUGGUGCGGCGCGGCGUGCGGCGCGCUGGCGGCCGAGCUGCACGCGCUGUGGCCGCUCGCGCGCCGCUACUUCGCCGGCGACCUGGCCGGCGAACCUGCUGCACCGCAGCGACACGCCGACCUCAAGGAGAUGAUAAUCGCGGCGGUGGAGUCAUUCUCGGAGCAGAUGCGCGCGUGCCUACUGGUGGGGGGUGCGGGUAGCGGCGCGGGGGGCGCGGCGGGCGGCGCGGGCGCGGACGUGCUGCGCGCGCGCCUCGUCGCCAACCUGCGACACCUGCGCGACGCGUACGACUCGCUGCUCAAGCUAGACCUGCCCUCGCAGCCUCUUAGUAUAGUGGAGAAAGUGAUAUUCGACUACCGUGUGCACGGCAUGACCGUGUUUUUGCAACGCGCCCACAAACGAGUCAAGAGUCUCGCUGAAAAAGAAACUUGGAAGAUUGAAGAGUUCUCAGACUACGGUGCUAUUACUAAUCUGCCGCACUUGCUUGAGACGUAUAUGAACGAGGCAUUAUCGUCGAUACACAAGUGCGUGUUGAACAGCGGGCGACGUGAGAAUCCUCUGCUAAAUGAGGGCAGCGAGCCCUCAGCGGCUCUGCAGCGACACACGCAGCAAAUACUGCUCGCCUACGUGACCGUACUGCGCGAGUUAGCCUUGCAUCAUGAAGACCAGGACUUCAACAACACGAGCCUGUCGGUGGCGCUGGACCAGCGGCUGGACGAGUCGUGCGCGGGGGGCGCGGGGGGCGGCGCGGCGGGCGGCGCGGGGGGCGGCGGCGCGCGCAGCUGGCAGCAGCGCCUGCUCAUCGCCGGCGCCAACGCGCACUACACGCGCCGCCUCACGCUCAACAACAUCCUCGAAGCAUUCCACACCUACGGGCUCCCGAAACCAACACAAGCCAUACAAACUACAAAGGACGCAUUGAGCACGCUGGAAUCGAGCAUCGCGGAGACAUAUCUGGAACACAAGGGUGACCCACUUGUGGGCACGAUAGAGCCCAGCAUGUACAUGGGCCGUCAUCAAACUGACGCCGAAGCUUUGGUCGACGACGCCCGCCCUUAUGUCUACGAGAUUAUUAACAAUCUUAUUGCGGUGCAUGCAGAGGUGGACAGUGUGUGCGGCGCAGCGUCGACGCGGUACGUGCGCGACAUCUGCGAGACCGUGUGCGAGGAGCUGGCGCGCCUGGCCGCCUGCGCGCCGCGCCACGCCGCCGCACACGCCGCGCCCGCCGCCUUCCAGGCGCGCCUCGAGUACACGCUGCUGCGAAUCGCCGUCGCCGAACACCUCACCAGGAAGGCCGAAAAUUAUUUAAUGGAGGCUCUCGCAGGACUACCUCCUUUAGAAAACGAAGAGGAUAAGAAGAGAAUGGACAAUAUUAUACAAGGAUUUAAAAAGAGAAUGGAGCUUCAACUGGCGAGUCUUAAUUGCAACAUGGAGACUGUUUAA